Sardina pilchardus (European sardine) is the source of this 2177-nucleotide messenger RNA. RefSeq names its product cytoglobin-1-like. Gene Ontology annotation, molecular function: oxygen binding; iron ion binding; heme binding. Gene Ontology annotation, biological process: oxygen transport. The coding region runs from base 164 to 703 and encodes 179 amino acids. The transcript is spliced from 3 exons. The record is from RefSeq and is a predicted model, not a curated record. Lineage: Eukaryota; Metazoa; Chordata; Actinopteri; Clupeiformes; Clupeidae.
AGAGAGAGAGAGAGAGAGAGAGAGAGAGAGAGAGAGAGAAAGGAAACAGUGCUGCUGGGGGGCAAGGGGCCACUUGGAGAGCUUUGAGUGUGUGUGUUACCCCCCCCCUCCUCUCACUUUCACUGCCGUCUCGUGGCCUUGCCUCACCGCUGGGAGUGCUCAGAUGGAGGGGGUCCAGACGAACGGAGAGGAACAGGGGCAGCAGGAGGAGGCUGCCCCGCUCUCUGACCAGGACAAGGAUGUGAUCCAGGACACCUGGGCUGUGGUCUUCGAGAACGGCGAGGAUGCAGGGGUCGCCGUGCUCACCAGGCUGUUUGUGAAGUUCCCUUCAUCCAAGCAGUACUUUAAGCACUUCAAGCACAUGGAGGACCCUGAGGAGAUGGCCCAGAGCACUCAGUUUAGGAAGCACGCCAUGACGGUCAUCAGUGCCAUCAACACCCUGGUGGAGAACAUCCACGAUGCUGACAAGGUGGCCACAGUGCUGAAGCGGGUGGCCAAAGCACAUGCACUCCGGCAUAAAGUGGCUCCUGGAUACUUCAAGAUCCUUGGAGGAGUGAUUCUGGAAGUGCUUGUGGAGGCCUUCCCAGACACAUUCCUUCCUACCGAAGUCCAGGGGGCCUGGUCCAAACUCAUGGGUGUCCUCUACACCAGCGUGUCUGCCGUCUAUGCUGAGCUGGGGUGGGUAGACCACCAGCCCCACUGACACCAACUCAGGCAUGUUUUGUGUGGGGGCACCUGAGGCAAAAUCACACCAAAGUCUCGACGGACUUAUCAGGUAGACAUCUUUGAUUGACGUCCCCAUUGCUCCUGCACAGAGGACAUCCAUGUUCAGUGUUGGUGUAUAGGGUCAGCUUCACAUUCCUUCCCACCCACCAUAUACUUCUGGGGGACUUUUCUCAUGCCACUGACCAACAGGGGAGCACUGACAUGGAAUGUAUGGCCAUGUUCCUGUGUUAUGCAAACAAGCUUGUGUGGGGUGUGUGGGGUGUGUGUGUGUGUGGGGUGUGUGUGGGUUGUGUGUGUGUGGGUUGUGUGUGUGUGUGUGUGUGUGUGUGUGGGCUGAUUGUACAUAAGGGAGGGAGAGAGUGUUUCUAUAGUCGAAGUACUGAAAUAGAUUCUCUUGUUUAUCCUGAAGAACAUAAAAUGCACAGGACUCCAUUGCCGUCUCCUCUUUCUUCAUAUUGAACUUUGAUGGUGUGAAGCAAAAUCAUAUGAGGAAGAUAUUUAUUUGUAAUGGAUUCCUUCAAUGCGAUUGUCAUGAUGACACACUGACAACAACAAACAAAAUCAUAUCAGUAAUCUACCAAAGUCCUGCCCUCCCCUUUAUAAACUGCUUUCUAUGGAUAUCUAUAAUAAUGUUUAUGACAACCAAUCACUCAUUUCACCUAACUAUUUUGUAAUCAGUUCUUUGAGCACUGGGCUAUUUAAUCUCUUACAUCCGUUUGUGCUGUGAUUAAGUAAAUGUUUGUGUGUACAAACUUGUCUGUAUCCACAUUCCUACAGCUGCAGUGUCAGUUGAAGGCAGAUAAGCUUCGGAAUGGAUGAAGCAUUUUUUGCUUUGGCACGAAUUUGACCGCUAAGUGACCACUAUAAUUUUUGUGCAAAUAACUCUGUCUUUUUGUAUCAUCAUGAAACAUUCCAUGGCUGAGUGGCAUAUUUGACCUUGCGCAACAAAGCGCUGGAAUCUCACCUUAGGAAUUUUUUAUUGACCGUGUAGAUCGUAAGACUUACAGCAGCUGGACCCUUACAACACAUGUUGAUGAUAUCGCUGUUCUCUGUAAUUUAUGAUAUUUGUAUUAUGAAUCAUUCAUGUAUUAUGUCAUUUGCAGCCUAUGCCCCCUGAGAUUUUAGAAGAAAUGUUGAUGUACAUGUGUUGUGUUGUUUUGUUCUCAUACAUUGUUUAAUUUUGAUUGAGACUCAAUGUUUGCCUAUUAACACCCUUAAACAACGAAGUAAAUUUUUGCAAAAAGAUAUUACACAGUUCUGAGAUAUUGACACAUACAGUAUUCUAGGAAAUGUAGCCUGUGUUAUAAUAUUGUUUUAAAAUUGUUGAUUGUCAUUUGGAUGAUGAGCAGUAUCAUUGUCUUUAUGGCAUAUACUCAUUGUCUAUAUGGCUACUGUAUACUCUGUCUGCUGCAAAUGUGUAUAUAUAUAUUAUCUCUGAAAUAAAACAAAAA